Molecule: messenger RNA, 7211 nt
Organism: Artibeus jamaicensis (Jamaican fruit-eating bat)
Lineage: Eukaryota; Metazoa; Chordata; Mammalia; Chiroptera; Phyllostomidae
Gene: POLK
Product: DNA polymerase kappa
Exons: 15
Coding region: 397-3003 (868 amino acids)
Biological process (GO): error-prone translesion synthesis
Cellular component (GO): nucleus
Molecular function (GO): DNA-directed DNA polymerase activity; damaged DNA binding
Source: RefSeq, a predicted model, not a curated record
AUAAACCAGCUGCAGAGACCCAGGUCCACUCACACUACUGCUCCCGCCGCCAUCUUCCUGCCUGGCCCACUAUUUACCCUUCCCUCCCCUCUUCCCUCCUCUUCGUCCUCCCAUUCUCCCCCGUUCUCCGCCCUGUUCCCUCCCAACGUCUGACGCAGCACGCCAGUGGCUUGGGGUCCCUCCCGUACCCUACCUCCAGCCCUCCGGGGUGACGCCAGAUAGAGAAGUGGGAGGAGCUGAGAGAGAAGGGACGGGGACACCACAGUACUGCAUUCUGGGAGGGACCCGUUCUGUCAGCCGCGUUGCCUCCUGGGAGUUGUAGUCGUAAUUCUGAGUCGACUGGUAGAGUGUUUAGACCUGGUAAUAAAAAAAGCCAUUUAAUGUUUUGUCUACACAAUGGACAGCACAAAAGAAAAGAAUGACAGUUGCAAAGAUGACCUUCUGCUUAGGAUGGGACUUAAUGAUAAUAAAGCUGGGAUGGAAGGAUUGGAUAAAGAGAAAAUAAACAAAAUUAUAAUGGAAGCCACAAAGGGCUCCAGAUUUUAUGAAAACGAACUCAAGAAAGAAAAGCAAGUUAACCAACGAAUUGAAAAUAUGAUACAACAGAAAGCUCAAAUUACCAGCCAGCAGCUAAGGAAAGCACAAUUACAGGUUGACAGAUGUGCAAUGGAAUUAGAACAGAGCCGGGACCUCAACAAUACCAUAGUGCACAUUGACAUGGAUGCUUUCUAUGCAGCGGUGGAAAUGAGGGACAAUCCAGAGCUGAAAGAUAAACCCAUUGCUGUAGGAUCAUCUAGUAUGUUGAGUACCUCAAAUUACCGUGCAAGGAGGUUUGGAGUCCGUGCAGCCAUGCCAGGAUUUAUUGCUAAAAAACUCUGCCCACAACUUACUAUAGUGCCUCCAAACUUUGACAAAUACCGAGCCGUGAGUAGAGAAGUUAAGGAAAUACUUGCUGAUUAUGAUCCCAAUUUUAUGGCCAUGAGUCUUGAUGAAGCUUACUUGAAUAUAACAGCGCACUUACAGGAAAGACAAAAUUGGCCUGAGGACAAAAGAAAAUAUUUCAUCAAAACAGGGAACUCUCUAGAAAAUGGUAAGCCAGAAAAGGAACUUAAUAAACCGAGUGAGCAUGAACGAUCUGUCUCUCCAUUACUUUUCGAGGAUAGUCCUCCUGAUUUGCAGCCCCCAGGAAAUACUUCCCAAGUGAACAAUGAAGAACAGAAUAAUCCUCAAACAAUUCAAAACUCAGUUGUUUUUGGAACAUCAGCUGAGGAAGUGGUAAAGGAAAUUCGUUUCAGAAUCGAGCAAAAAACAACACUGACAGCCAGUGCAGGCAUUGCCCCAAAUACAAUGUUAGCAAAAGUAUGCAGUGAUAAGAAUAAACCAAAUGGACAAUACCAAAUUCUCCCCAACAGACAAGCCGUGAUGGAUUUCAUCAAGGACUUACCCAUUAGAAAGGUUUCUGGAAUAGGAAAAGUUACAGAGAAAAUGUUAAAGGCUCUUGGAAUUAUAACUUGUACAGAACUCUACCAACAAAGGGCAUUACUUUCUCUUCUUUUCUCUGAAACAUCUUGGCGUUAUUUCCUACAGAUUUCCAUGGGUCUGGGUUCAACACAUCUGACAAGGGAUGGAGAGAGGAAAAGCAUGAGUGUUGAGAGGACAUUCAGUGAGAUGAGUACAGCGGAAGAACAGUACAGCCUGUGCCAGGAGCUUUGCAGCGAGCUUGCUCGGGACCUGCAGAAAGAAGGGCUCAAGGGUAGAACUGUUACCAUUAAGCUGAAGAAUGUGAAUUUUGAAGUAAAAACUCGUGCAUCUACAGUUUCAUCUGUUGUGUCUACUGCAGAAGAAAUAUUUGCUCUUGCUAAAGAAUUGCUAAGAACAGAAAUUGAUGCUGAUUCUCCACAUCCCCUGAGGUUAAGACUUAUGGGCGUCCGGCUGUCUAGUUUUCUCAGUGAAGAAGGUAAGAAACGCCAACAAAGGAGUAUUGUUGGUUUCUUACAGGCUGGAGACCAAACCCUGCCAGGCACUGGGUGGAUAGAGAAAAAUGACAAAGACCAGUUUUUAAAACCUGUAGAAAUGUCUCAUAAGAAGAGUUUUUUUGACAAAAAACGAUCAGAAAAGAAAUGGAGCCACCAAGACACAUUUAAGUGUGAAACUGUGAAUGGACAAGAUGUACAGACAUCACAAUCAUUACAAGUUUUAAAGAAGAAGAUGAGUGAGAAUUUGGACACAUCAGAGAAUUCAGAUAACAAUCAGAUAUUUACCUGUCCUGUUUGCUUUAGGGAGCAAGGGAUCAUCAGUCUAGAAGCCUUUAAUAAACAUGUAGAUGCAUGUCUUAAUGGACCUUCGAUGAGUGAAAUGUUCUCAUGUUCACAUGCUUCCUCUACAGAAGUUAACAAGAAAGAAAACGUGCAUCAUUCUUUUCACCUCUGUGAGGAUCGGGAUUAUGAAACCCAUCAGAAGAAUGCAGAAAUCGAUUCAGAAGAUUGUGCCGAGUUGGUAGAGACUAUAGGCAAUCCAUCUGAAGCAGAAAGUAUAGAUGCUUUAAGUAAUGAGCAUAGCAAAGAGGAAUGUUCUAGCCUUCCAAGCACGUCGUUUGAUAUUGAACACUGUCAUCAGAAUUCUUCCUGUGCUGUUGCACUGGAAAGCGAAGAUGCUGGGUCACUGAGAAGGCAAGAACUCCCCCAGCCGCAUUUAUAUGAAGAGAUAACAGACCAGGUUCUAAUUUGUCCUGUUUGUAACCUAGAGCAAAAAACUUCAGAUCUUACCCAGUUCAAUGUGCAUGUGGAUAUUUGCUUAAAUAAAGGCAUAAUCCAGGAACUUAAAAAGGAUAAAGUUAAUCCAGUAAACCAAUUCAAAGAAAGCACCAGAAAUACCGGUAACUCAGGCAGAGUACAGAAGGCUGUAACAAAAACAAAGAGAUCAGGACUGAUGACAAAGUACUCAGCGUCAAAGAAAAUUAAACCAGACAAUCCCAGAAAUACCCUUGAUAUAUUUUUUAAAUGAACAAUGAACUUUUUAUCAUUAGUUUUUAAUUGGAACUUGUUUUUUAUAAUCACUGAAGGUAUUUUUUCUCAUUUUAAGUUUACAGAUUCAUUUAGUGGAAGGCUAAUGUAGUAAUCCCCCCCAGUGAUAUUUCCCUUACAUGAAUUUGGAAUAUAUACCUACUAAUUUACUUUUGUAUACUUUUUUGGUACCAUAAGAAUUGCACUUCCUGUUAGAGAUACUUUUAAAAUGAGAAAUUAGGAAUGGGAUCAAUAAGUGAUUUCUUUAUUAAGUUUUAUAGGAAAUGUAAAACCAUGUAUUUAUAAGGGCUCUGAUGUUCACCCAAACCUUUUUUAGCAUAAAAGCUUUUCAGUACUUAACCAUUUUGUUGGCACUGGUCUGCCGUAAUUGAUCAUAGUAUCUUCUACAACUUCGUAUAUUUGUAUUUUAGCUCCUACUGCCUUCAGAUUUCUCAUGAGCAUUCUUGAUUAAUAUUUAUUAUACAUUCUGUGAAAAAACCUUAGCAGAGCUAGCACGAGACGUUCUGUUCCUCUCAGGAUAAUAUCACAGUAUUAUUUUCUGUGUUAAGAGAGUUUUGCUUAAAUAUGAUUAUUCAUUUGAUUUUUUAAUUUAAACUCUUUUUUUAUGAAUAAGCACUUGGUCCACUUUUUAAAAAAUUUAGUCUAAGGUGUAAGAUAAUUGUUUUCUUAUUUAGGACUUUUAAAUGGCAAUAUUUAAUUUCCUGGCGGUUAUGUUUGUACUCUUUGCAAAUCUAUAAAGAAUAAAUUGUACACUUAGUUUAUUUUUUAUAAAACCUUAUAGAGAAAAAUGCACAGUUCAAAAAUGAAUGUGUAUUACAGUAGCUUGUAUAUCUUAGUUAUAUUUCUGUCAUAUUUUUAUUAAUAUUUAUGAAAGAAGACAGCUUAACAGUAAGUAGUUAGCUUAAGUAGUUGCUCCAGAUAAUUUUGUGCUAUGAGUAAUAGUGUUUAUCAGAAACAAUUAUUUAACUGAAACAUGAAGAUGGUAGCCAUUUUGUGGCUACCAUAUCUUUGAAGAACCAUAUCUUUUAUUCUCUUAGAUUUUUGUUUUCUUUUAUCCUACUUUUCUUUUUAGUUGACAUACAACCUUAGUUGCAGGUUAUAACAAUGAUUUAAUAUUUGGAUACCUCCUUUUCAUCUAAAUUCACCUCAUUUAAAUUUAUAAGGAAAUCAUAUUUUAGGAACAGCUUAAAGUACAAUCUUGCACAGCCUUUGGCAAAAGUGGUAACUUGACUUUAAAUUCCUAGAUUGUUUAAAAUAAGGCUUACUGUUUAUUAGCAUGCCAAUCCCAUGCCUGUUGUUAUUGUACACACAGGUGAAAACAGCGUUGUGCUGUGGUUCUUGAUUGUGUGAUUUACUUUUGCAGAAUCUGUAAAAAAUUAGGUUCUGUGAAACAUCAAUUUAAUGUAUUGAAAAAUAGAUUGUACCAUAGAUGUUUUCCAUCUUGCCUCAAGUUAAUUUUUAUUGUUUUCAACAUUAAAUACUAGAUUAUUUUUAUUUAGAUGACUUAUUUAAUUGAAUGUUAUCAUUUAGACCUAUUUAUUUUUUUAUUUAAUCUUUUUGUGUUUUUUCCAUUUGCAUUGAGUCCCCUUAUACUUCCUUCAUUUAGACAUAUUUAAUAAUAAUUCAAAAUAAAAUUUAAAAUAUUUAGUUGAUCUUUUAGCCAAUAGAAAUGGUUUCCUUCCUUUCCACUCUUCCUUCCUCAGUGCUUUUAGUCUUAUUUUCUUUUCCCACAAUUCUUUUCCCAUCUUUUUCUUACCUGUUUUAUCUAAUAUCCAACUCACUUUUUUCUUUUUAUUAUAAUUUCCCUUUGGGGAAUUUUUAGAAAAUGCAGCAAAGCUACAAAGAAUAAACACCCAUAAUCUUACCUACUUAUAAGGUCAGAUUAUAAGGAAGCGCCUAGGAGAAUAUAUUUGUAACACAAUAACUGAGGGAAAAACAGAGUAUAUAAUCCAGAAUAUGUAAACGAUUUAAGUGAAUCAGUAAGAAAAAGACAAGCAAUAGAAAUUUGGAUAAAAGACUUUAAAUGGUGCUUGACAUAAAAAAAAGAAUCUAAAUGGCCAAGAAACAUGCAACCAUUUUCAGCCAUUUUAGUAAUAGGGGAAUGAAAAGUAAGAACGCAAAGAGGUAUCAUCACAUCCCUACCAGAUUUGCAAAAAUGAAAAGGUCCGUUGAGAAGUAAGUUCUGGUGAAGGCGUGGGGCAAUGUGAACUCUUACUUUGAAAACAAUCACUUUGGAAAACACCUUGCCCUUCUUUAGUAGGUGUGAAGGUGUGCACACUCAGUGACAUUUCUUAUACAAAAUAUACACCAUUGCUGGUUAUUUUCUGUUUGCCCUCCAAAUCAUUCUUCUGCCUUCAGUACCCCGCCUUAUGUUCAGCAAGGUGCCGUGGCAGUUGUGGGGGGAGGGGCACUGCAGAAGAUUUGGGGAGGAAGAAAGAUGAAGUUGGCUAUUUAUGCCUUCGUGUACCUUUUUGGUAAGUCCCUUAACCGAAGGUCACAACUUCUUGUACGUGGCCACAGUGACACUGCAUUCUCUGCCAUCUCUCCAGGUUCUGAUAAUCCUUUCCUUCCCUCACCUCUUCACCAAGGAGUGGCGACAGAGCCUGCUCUCCUAGCCCUGGGGAGCUGCACUAUCCUUCAGGAUUUCCCCAUACCCUGCCCACAUCCCUUUCUUAAACUCAUCUCAAAUUACAAUUUUUUUUCUGCCAGAACCCUAACAAAUACAUUGUUUUGUGGAAACUACUGAACAUGUUUCCUAGGCAGCACUGUAAGAACCAAGAAUGGGAAGUCAACCAAGUAUUCAGCAAUGGAGGAAUGGUUAAAUUCUGUCAUUGUAAAUUCAAACGAAAAUUCUACACAGUGGUGAAAAUCAAGGAUAUAGCUGAUCAGACUGUGCAUGAAUAUCACAAAGAUAAUGAGCAAAAGAAGCAAGUCAGAGAAGCAAGUCAUUCAAUCAGCAUGAUUCCAUUUAUAUAAAGUUCAAACAGUUAAAGCUAUACUGUAUUGUUUUACAGGUGUAUCCAUAUGAGAUGAAAUUAUAAACAAAAGCAAGUGUGUUAAUUGUCCCAAGAAUUAAAACAAUGAUUCCUUCUGAGGAAUGGUAGGGGAUGUGAUCAGGGAAUGUGAUCAGGGAAGGGCAACGUUCUGUUUCUAAUCUUGAGUGGUAAUGGCAUUUAUAUUCACCAUAAGCUGUACAGAUAUAUUUUAUACACUCUUGUUCACAUGUGACUUGUAUUGCAAUAAAAACUGAAAAAAAAUGGCAGAAAUUGCUUUGCUUAGUAAGAUAUUUUCUCUGUCUCUGUAAUCUACUAGUGUUAAUAGAAAAAAAAGUACAUUUUGCUUUUCUAGGACUUUGCUGAACACAGCAGAAGAGAGCCAUCCUACACCAACAUUUUGAGUUUUUCUCCGAGUACUUCCCCUAAUGCUACAGCCUCAAUCAGCAUUUGGUCUGCUUUUCAAAGGACAGCAGUUGACAACUUGACCAAAUACUUUGUCACUGCCAAAUAAAUCACCAGCCUUUCAGCCAGUGGUAUUCAUGUUCCCACUCCCCAAAAUUCUCCCUCAAAUACCAAGUCAUUACUAUAUAUUAGGUUUUGUUAUUCGCAGCACCCUGCUUUCUGUGAGUUCAGAAUUUCACUUUAGCUGUGUAUUACAAAGACCCAAAUCAGAGUCUUUUUUAAAAAAUUGGAUCUACUUUGCAAUGAAUAUCAUUGCUUAGCAUUGGCUCAGUGGUUCAAAGAUGAGCUCAAAGUCUCUGACUUUCUCAGCCUCACACAGUCAAUUUGUGGUCAAAAGAUGGGCUCUUCCACACCCAGCCUUACACGUGUGUUCCACAUAGGAAAACAAGAAAGUAGAAAUGAUAAAGGGCAACAGGUUGGUCCCACUUUAAGGAGUUUUCCUGGGAGCCCCACAUAAAUUCCACUUAUAUCUCAAAUGGUCAUAGGGCAACUGAUAAGGCUUCUGUAUAUUAUAGGGAACUUGCAAAUGCAGUUUCUAGUUGGGCAUGUUGCUACCCCAAAUAGAAUUAACAGGUUCUGUUCAUAAUUCUAAAGAAUUUUCCUAUUGAAAACUAUACAAAUUAUCACAUUUGAUGGUGAAAUUUUAGAAGCAUAUCUUAGGAAUAACACAGGGGUGCCCUCUAUUACUUUGUUGGAGAUCCUAGUCAAUUUAAUAAAUGAUAUAAAUGAA